Pelobates cultripes (western spadefoot toad) is the source of this 195-nucleotide messenger RNA. NCBI's taxonomy places the organism in Eukaryota, Metazoa, Chordata, Amphibia, Anura, Pelobatidae. The record is from the annotation of a GenBank genome assembly.
AUGUUUGCGUCUCAAGUCUCGUUCUCAAACGCUAGCCGAAAGAGGCUGCGUAUCGAUGUUGGAACGCACAUGCGUUCCACUCCGUCUUCAUCUCCGAAACCCGGAAGCAGCAACAAAAGAUUUAAUUCAGUGUUUGGAACGCUUAUGCGCUCCAUUGGUUUAGUAGAAAGUUCCAUCAUGGAGAAAAAGCAAUGA